Molecule: messenger RNA, 1777 nt
Organism: Dichomitus squalens LYAD-421 SS1
Lineage: Eukaryota; Fungi; Basidiomycota; Agaricomycetes; Polyporales; Polyporaceae
Exons: 6
Coding region: 40-1272 (410 amino acids)
Source: RefSeq, a predicted model, not a curated record
CGACCUUGGCCCCGCCCCGCCCGCUCGGCCUCCUCCGCCAUGCUGCCCUCGCUCUUGCUACCCUCUACGCUCCUUUUCUCUCUCGCCGCUGUCCAGGUUCGCGCCGGCGACGUCCCAUGGCUCCAGCCAUGCGACCCCGCCCAUCAGAAGCUCCAGGAGGGCACCUUCCAGUUCCAGACUGACUGCGACGCCAUGACCUUCUGUGCAUCCAACUCGACCUGCGCCCUCCGCGGAUGCCGCAACGACGAGUUCCCCUUCGGCUACCUCUCCAACGUUACCGUCCCCGACAAGUGUCCCAAGGGCCAAUUCUGCCCAGACGAGCAGGACCAGUGUCAAAACCUCCUCCCCGUCGGGAGCGCAUGCCAAUUUAACCGCGAUGACGAAUGCGAGGGACCGCCCGACUUCAAGGAUCUCGCGGACACGUCUGGCUUCGGGCUGAACGUGAACGGCUCGGUUUGCCUCAACAACAUCUGCAUGUGGGCAAACGUCACGAUCGGCCUUCCCUGCAUCGUGCAAAACACCGCUUAUACCGCCUACGGUCCUGAUGGAGAAUUUGUCGAUAUCGUGUCCAGCGGUUGCCGCUGGACGCCCGAACGCAGCGUCAUGCUCCUACAGACUUGGAAUGGUUCCCGCGGCGGUGACCAUCAGUCUCUGAAACUCCGCGCUUCCCUGGAGUCUAUUUGCGGUACCUUCUACAUCAUGGGUAACUGCAAAGUUGGCCUGUACUGCGACUCGCAGCAACUGGUCUGUGUACAGACUAAAGCGAUCGGGGAACAGUGCGACGCCGACAAGGAGUGCAGCACGUACAAUUGCCUGGCGAACGGCACGUGCGGCGUGACGACGGACACUCCGGUCCAGGUGAAGAAAUGGGUGUACGUGGUCGUCGCGGUCUGUAUUCUCGGAGGCAUGGUCGGCACGCUGGUCGCGCUGUACUUCUUUCACAAGAAGGACCGCGAUGCGGAGCGCGAGAAGCGUCUCCAGUACUGGCGCGAGCAGAACGCGUUCCGCCAGAACAUUUUGCUAAUGCAGGAGACGGCACGGCACUCGCUCAUGGCCUACACGCCCGGCGGGGGCAGCCCGCGCGGGAGCACGUUGUACAGCCGCGAGGGCGGCAUGCAGUCCGAGGACUCGGGGGCGCCGAUGCUGCAGCCGACGACGAAGAGCAGCGGGCUGAGGUACUACGUGUCAGACGACAACUCGCAGAUCGACGACCGGUCGGACGAGGACCUGAUGAUGGGCCAGCGGAGUCACCAAGAUGUAGGGCGGUUCUGAGCACGAUGUCAGUCGCUGUUCGCAGGCGCGUCGGUGUGUCGCUUGACGCUGCUCGGUUCCCUGCUUGCGCGAGUGCCCUUCUGGCCUAUAUUUCAUCCCGCCUGCUGUCGCCGUGCCGCGCAGGCAUCCGCUCGCGCACGCUCAUCGCCUGCACGAACAUCCUCAAGACUCCUCAUUGGUUGAUUGGGGACGGGCGGCAUGGACUCAUUCAGUGUUUGACUGUAGCCUACGUACGGUAGCAGACAUGGAGCGAAACCGCUUGUCCCAGACUACGAUUCCAAUAUCCACAUAUUCACCCCGUUACCCCCACCCAGACCAGUUCACGUCUACCGGUCCUGUCUUCAAACCGCGUAGAAUCGGAAUGACACUUCUACACUAUCUUGCUCGAGCCUGCUUCGUUUAUGUUUAUAGCGCACGUUGACUAGCGCUGCGCUCCACGGUCUGUCGCUCGCUCAAUUUUCGUAGUGCGCCGUACACUGUAUCGCAAUAAUGAACGCUAUCUACC